UUAUAACCUUAAUUGCCUUUUGUGAGGCUGUCAACUUGACGUUUUUUACUUGAAAAAUGCAUUUUAAGUUUUUAAGAAAGUUGGGACUGCGAGUGUUGAUGCCAAGGAUCUGGAGACUGCUCCUUAGAAGGUACAAGGAUACCGUGGCUAUUCUGUUUCUGCUUUACGUGGUCUACAGGAUAAUUACUUUUAAGGGCGAUCCCAGCAAGCGAACUGCUUCUCUGUCGGGUUGGGGUCGUGAUACGCCCAGGAGUAUUGCUGAUUACUUGGAUCCAGCCAAGGAUACGGCGCUUAUUGUCCCUCGGGAGUUUUGCCGAAGUAAGGCCUUCCUGACCAUCGCAGUGUGCUCCUUUGUGCACCACUUUGAGCGGCGACGCGCCAUCCGCAUGCUUUGGGGCAACUCCACUGACUUUAACUACUCGUCAUUUGUAAAGCUCCAUGGCUACCCCAAGGGACAAUACCUUGAUGUGCUACCCGAGCGUCUGAAACUCUAUGCCGAGUAUCUGAGUGGCGAGGGUGACUCCCUGAAGGCCUCCAUCCGGAUUGUUUUCAUUCUGGGCCGCAGGAACUGGGCCUCUUUGCUUGAAAAUGAGGCGGUUGCCAGCGAGGCGGAAAAGUAUAAUGAUAUCAUCCAGGAGAACUUCUUGGACACCUACAAUAACCUGACCAUUAAGACGGUGAUGGCCAUGAAGCACAUCAGCCAGAAUUGUAUGAACUCGACGGCAUUUUACUUCAAGUGCGACGACGACACCUUUGUGAAUAUACCCAAUGUGCUGCACUUUCUGCUCGGAGGAACGAUUCCUCUGAACGAGGUCACCGUGGGGUACCAUUACCUCAACACGUAUCAGGUCACUUCGCCUCGGAAACGGUUGACGGCCCGCAGAGGGGUGUUGUAUGGACGCCAGUACUGCAACGUACCACCGAUCACUAAUAAGCUGAACAAGUGGUACAUGCCAUCGUACAUGUUCCGGGGCAGUGUGUAUCCGCCCUACCUGUGUGGAUCCGGCUACGUGGCGUCCAUUGACGUGGUGCCACGGCUCUACAAGGCCGCGCUGGGCACCAGGAUCGUGCACUUGGAGGACCUGUUCGUCACCGGAUUAUCUGCGGAAAAGGCUGGUGUCAAGCGGACGAACCACCCGCUCUUUAGGUCCAGUUACCCUUUCCAGGUUGACGAGCUGUGCGCCCUCAAAGGUUCCUUCACCGCCCACCGCGCUAAGGAUUACCUAAUGUGGGAGGCCUGGUACCAGGUCACCAACUACAGCAGCAAAUGCCCACCGCCAGGAAAGGACUUUCAGUUAAAUCUGCGCAGGAGGCAAAGGUGUUGAACUAAUUAUGUUUGUAAUUAAC
Messenger RNA from Drosophila suzukii, 1347 nucleotides. Its product is annotated as beta-1,3-galactosyltransferase 1. The record is from RefSeq and is a predicted model, not a curated record. Gene Ontology annotation, molecular function: hexosyltransferase activity. Lineage: Eukaryota; Metazoa; Arthropoda; Insecta; Diptera; Drosophilidae. Gene Ontology annotation, cellular component: Golgi membrane.